Messenger RNA from Podarcis lilfordi (Lilford's wall lizard), 13032 nucleotides. NCBI's taxonomy places the organism in Eukaryota, Metazoa, Chordata, Lepidosauria, Squamata, Lacertidae. The record is from the annotation of a GenBank genome assembly.
GGGAAAUAAACAGCAGGAACAGAUGAGCACUUAGGAAACAAAGACCCUGUUUUCAUGCAAAUGCCUUUUGUCAUCAAAAACAAGGUUAGAGAAAUGCAGCUACAGAGCAAUCUAUGUCAGAGCAAGCAAGCAGAAUGGGUGCUCAGCAGAAACUCUGUGGUGCUUCCCAGGAGGCAUUCAGCUGCUCUUUCCAAUAAACUUCUUGAAUCACUGGGGAGUUUUACACAUUCAAGAUAGGUAGUAGUCUUUGCCUUUCUGAACAAAUCACCAGCAACGCACAGCAUAACAUGAGUUACUGACAUCAGUAGCUCAGCUAGUGUUGCUGGCUGUAUAUUUUUUUGGUUACAUAAGAAUCAGGAGGAAAUAACCGCAGGUCUCUACAGCUGCAGCAGGUACUGUAACUCUCCACUGCUUUGACUUAACCCCUGAUGGCCCACACUUCCAUUGUUUCUCGAGACAGAUGGAUGCCAACAAAAUCAGAAAAGGAUCCACAGUGUUCUAGAAAGUGGGGGCAAGUACCUUUUGUAGAAGAACAUAAAUAUUGUUAUAAAUUUGGGGUAUUCAGAUUGUGUCUUCUAAUCCCUGGAUCCAGCAAGUGUUAGAAUUUAAUCAAGGCUUCUAAUUCUUGGAUAAACCAGGCUAGCUUCCCUUUGAGGUGAAAGCCUUUAAAAAUCAAUGGCUUGACAUUCACAGAAGAGUACAACUCUUGGAAGGGACCCUAAGGAUCACCUAGUCCAACCCCCUGCAAAUCUAAAUUUUAGAUUUAGGGGAGCUAGUCUCAAACGUUUGUUGGGGGAGACCUAGGUUUUUUUGUGGGGAGAGUUAUUUGUCCUGUCUUCACGCUUUUUAUGAUGGAGGACCGCUGUAGCCACCCCCAACGACACGUUCUCAAGAUGGAGGGGGAGGGAACAGCUGCAGUCGCCUGCGGUUCCUGCGCAAUGUUUGCCAUCUUGCCAAAGGUUGCAGGCAGCUUUACCUGCAGCAAUUGCAUGUUGAUUGCCUUCUUAAAAGAUAAAGUCCAGCAACUGGAGGAACGUGUAGCUACGCUCCAAAGAAUUAGAGAGCUGGAGCUCUUCUUGGAAACAACAGAGCACACCGUCUCCACCAAGGAGGAGACAGGGGACUCCCCUGAGAAGGAGGCUAGUACACCAACACAGGAGCCAGAUAUAUGGAGAAACGUGACUCAAAGAAGUAGGAGGCCCAGGGUUUGCUCUGAUUGUUUAGAAAUACACAAUCGCUUUGAGGUCCUCUCCCCUAGCAUGGAAGACGAAGAGCAGACUCCAUUUGAGGAUCUCUCCUCAUUACAGUCGAUCAGGUAUAUGAAGACGAGCAGCAAAGUCAGUCCUCAGGGAAUGUGCAGGCAACCUUGGAACGGACAGCUCACGGAAGAACCCCGACCAAACCUAAGAGGAGGCGUGUAGUGGUGAUAGGGGAUUCCCUACUGAGGGGAACAGAAGCAGUGAUCUGUGGGCCUGACAAGAUGUCUCGGGAAGUGUGCUGUCUCCCGGGGCUAAGAUCCAAGAUGUAACUGAACGACUGCAAGGAAUCAUAAAACCCACUGACAAAUACCCCUUCCUCUUGGUUCAUGUGGGAACCAAUGACACUGCAAGCAAUAGCCUCCAGAAGAUCAAAAGAGACUACGAGGCUCUGGGCAGGAAAUUGAAGCAAUUAAAUGCACAAAUUGUCAUCUCAUCUGUCCUCCCAGUUGAACGACGUGGCCCAGGGAGAGAGGGAAAAUAGUGGAAGUGAACAGCUGGCUUCGCAAAUGGUGUAAGCAGGAACGGUUUGGAUUCUUAGAUCACGGACUGCAGUUUCUUGAAGAUGGACUUCUGGCAAGCGAUGGGCUGCACCUCACAACGGUUAGGAGGAAUGUUUUUGCCAAAAAUCUCAGAAACCUCAUCAGGAGGGCUUUAAACUGACUAAUGUGGGAGAGGGAGACAGUGCUCCUGAAGGUAGGAGUCUAUCAAUUGAUGAAGAUGAUCAUCCAAAUGUCAUAGACCAAAUGGAGCAAACAGCAUGCAGACCUAGUGGUGGGAAGAAAAAAAUCCUUAAAUAAGAGACACGGGGGAAUGAUUAAUGGACUUCAAUGUCUGUACACUAAUGCGCAAAGCAUGGGAAAUAAACAAGAUGAGCUUGAGCUCUUGGUACAGCAAACUAAAUAUGACAUAAUAGGCAUCACUGAAACCUGGUGGGAUAAGUCCCAUGAUUGGAAUGUAAUAAUGGAGGGAUACAAUCUAUUUCAGAGAAACAGACCAGACAAGAAAGGAGGAGGAGUGGCGUUAUAUGUCAGGGAUGUGUAUACCUGUGAAGAGAUCCAAGAUUUAGAACCUCAAAGCCAAAGUGAGAGCAUUUGGGUCAAAAUUAAGGGAGAGAAGAAUAACAGUGACUUCAUUGUGGGAGUUUACUAUAGAUCCCCAAGCCAAACGGAGGACAUAGAUGAUGCCUUCCUGGAACAGAUGGCCAAGCAUGCAAAAGGAAGGGAGAUAGUAGUAAUGGGGGACUUCAAUUACCCGGAUAUUUGUUGGAUGUCAAACUCAGCCAAGAGCAUAAGGUCAAACAGAUUCCUCACUGGCCUUGCAGACAACUUCAUUGUCCAGAAAGUGGGAGAAGCAACAAGAGGAACAGCCAUUUUAGAUCUGGUCCUAACCAAUGUUGAUGACCUGGUUAGUGGGGUAGAAGUGGAAGGAUCAUUAGGCACGAGUGAUCAUGCUCUUCUGAAGUUUACUAUACAGCGGAAAGGAGCAGCCAAGCAUAUUUCUUGACUUUAAGAAAGCCGACUUCAUAAAAGUUAGGGAAGUGCUGGGUGAGAUCCCAUGGACAGUAAUACUAAAAGGAAAGGGAGUUCAUGAUGGCUGGGAGUUUGUUAAGAGGGAGAUACUAAAAGCACAACGUCAGGCAAUACCAAUGAGAUGGAAACAUGGAAGGUGCCUAAAGAAGCCAGGGUGGCUAUCUAAAGAACUUUUAACUGAGUUAAGAUUAAAAAGGAUGUGUACAAAAAUGGAAAAGGGGGAAACCACCAAAGAGGAAUUCAAACAAAUAGCCAGCACGUGUAGACACACAGUCAGAAAAGCUAAAGCACAGAAUGAACUCAGGCUUGCCAGAGAGGUUAAAAGCAACAAAAAGGCUUUUAUGGGUAUGUUCGUAGCAAAAGGAAGAACAAAGAAACAGUGGGGUCACUGAGAGGAGAAGAUGGUGAAAUGCAAACAGGGGACACAGAAAGGACUGAACUCCUCAAUGCCUUCUUUGCCUCAGUCUUCUCCGAUAAAGAAAACAAUGCCCGACCUGAAGAAUUUGGAGCAAAUGAUUCAGCAGAGGAACACAGCCCAGAAUAACUAAGGAGAUAGUACAAUAAUACUUGGCUAGUUUAGAUGUAUUCAAGUCUCCAGGGCCAGAUGAACUGCAUCCAAGAGUAUUAAAAGAACUGGCAGAUGUGAUCUCAGAACCACUGGCAGUCAUCUUUGAGAAUUCCUGGAGAACAGGCGAAGUCCCGGCAGACUGGAGGAGGGCAAAUGUUGUCCCUAUUUUCAAAAAGGGGAAAGAGAGGACCCAAAUAAUUACCGCCCAGUCAGUCUGACAUCAAUACCAGGGAAGAUUCUGGAGCAGAUCAUUAAGCAAACAGUCUGUGAGCACCUAGAAAGGAAUGCUGUGAUCACCAAUAGUCAGCAUGCAUUUCUGAAAAAUAAGUCAUGUCAGACUAACCUGAUCUCGUUUUUUGACAGAAUUACAAGCCUGGUAGAUGAAGGGAACGCAGUGGAUGUAGCCUACCUUGAUUUCAGCAAGGCAUUUGACAAGGUGCCCCAUGAUAUUCUUGUAAAGAAGCUGGUAAAAUGCGGUCUUGACUAUGCUACCACUCAGUGGAUUUGUAACUGGCUGACUGACCGAACCCAAAGGGUGCUCAUCAAUGGUUCCUCUUCAUCCUGGAGAAGAGUGACUAGUGGGGUGCCACAGGGUUCUGUCUUGGGCCCGGUCUUAUUCAACAUCUUUAUCAACGACUUGGAUGAUGGACUCAAGGGCAUCCUGAUCAAAUUUGCAGAUGACACCAAACUGGGAGGGGUGGCUAACACCCCAGAGGACAGGAUCACACUUCAAAACGACCUUGACAGAUUAGAGAACUGGGCCAAAACAAACAAGAUGAAUUUUAACAGGGAGAAAUGUAAAGUAUUGCACUUGGGCAAAAAAAUGAGAGGCACAAAUACAAGAUGGGUGACACCUGGCUUGAGAGCAGUACAUGUGAAAAUGGAUCUAGGAGUCUUGGUUGACCACAAACUUGACAUGAGCCAACAGUGUGACGCAGCAGCUAAAAAAGCCAAUGCAAUUCUGGGCUGCAUCAAUAGGAGUAUAGUAUCUAGAUCAAGGGAAGUAAUAGUGCCACUGUAUUCCGCUCUGGUCAGACCUCACCUGGAGUACUGUGUCCAGUUCUGGGCACCACAGUUCAAGAAGGACACUGACAAGCUGGAACGUGUCCAGAGGAGGGCAACCAAAAUGGUCAAAGGCCUGGAAACGAUGCCUUAUGAGGAACGGCUAAGGGAGCUGGGCAUGUUUAGCCUGGAGAAGAGGAGGUUAAGGGGUGAUAUGAUAGCCAUGUUCAAAUAUAUAAAAGGAUGUCACAUAGAGGAGGGAGAAAGGUUGUUUUCUGCUGCUCCAGAGAAGCGGACACGGAGCAAUGGAUCCAAACUACAAGAAAGAAGAUUCCACCUAAACAUUAGGAAGAACUUCCUGACAGUAAGAGCUGUUUGACAGUGGAAUUUGCUGCCAAGGAGUGUGGUGGAGUCUCCUUCUUUGGAGGUCUUUAAGCAGAGGCUUGACAACCAUAUGUCAGGAGUGCUCUGAUGGUGUUUCCUGCUUGGCAGGGGGUUGGACUCGAUGGCCCUUGUGGUCUCUUCCAACUCUAUGAUUCUAUGAUUCUAUGAUUCUAGGAAUAUGUAGCUGUCCCAUAUGGGGAUCGAACCUGCAACCUUGGCAUUAUCAGCACCACGCUCUAACCAACUGAGCAGCUGGUUAGAGUUGUACCUUGGAAGUAGAAUGGAAUUCGUUCUGGAAGUCUAUUCGACUUCCAAAAUGUUCGGGAACCAAAGUGCGGCUUCUGAUUGGCUGCAGGAAGCUCAGACGUUCGGGUUCCAAAGAACAUUUGCAAACUGGAACACGCACUCACGGGCUUACAGCAUUCAGGAGCCAAAACGUAUGAGUACCAAGGUGUUUGGGAUCCAAAGUAAGACUGUAUAUUGACUGGUUCAGAACUACAAAAUAAGAGUAUCAGUACUUCAUGUGUAGUAAUGGUGGACAUCAUCCACAUCCCAAGAUACGCACAUUAUGGUAACUACUGUGGCAUGGAAUGUGGGAAUUUUUUUUAACUCUUUGGCUUCUGUUGUGGUCCUGAUACUACAUUCAAAGGUAAGUUCCAUUAAGUUAAGUGACACACCCAAGAGAGACACAUACAUUUGUGGGCAUUUCUUAUUGCUCUGAAUUUCCCUUAUGAAUUUCUUACAAGGGUUACCAGAAAUAUAUCAAAACUGACUCAGUGAUAGCAAAGACUGCUGGUGUUCACUGUUCCCCUUGCUCCUUCACUUACUAGCAGUUUCCAAUAAUUCAUGUAGUCUAGCUGUGCCUUUUGUGACUCAACGGUAUAAUAUAGUCCUCUCUGUGGCAAGACUAAAUUUGAUCUCUGACUUGUAAUCUUACAGCUUCUCUGUGUGAUGCACUCUAAUUUCUCACUGCCCAUCUGUGUUUGCAACUUACAAAAUCUGGAAAGUAAUUUGCAAUGACUUCACAAUUUGCAGAACUGUAUGUGGACAUCCAUACAGGCAACAGGAAUGAGGAUAUAAGAAACAUUGAAAUGGCCAGUUGCGUAUUAGCAGAGCAAGUGUGUACAUGUUUACUCAGAAGUAAGUUACACUGUGUUCAAUAAGGCUUACUCCCAGGAACGAGUGCACAGGAUUCCACAAUAUAUUGGGAGGGAGGGAGGGAGGGAGAAAAACAGCAAAAAAGGAGGGAAUAACAAUGCAUUGAUUAAAUUUUGUCAGAGGCAUUUUUUAAAAUGUAUGUUUCACACUACCAUCCUUUGAGCAAGCAGCACAACUGGAUAGGGCACUGCAACGCACACUUUAAAUUGAUCUUUAAUAAUUGAGUUACACAAAUUGAACAUAAUUACGUUCUACCAGCUGGCUUGUACCGCUGUGUAUUUGAAUGACGGGGAUUGGUGUUAAAAAGCAAUACAGAAGACAAGGUAGUCUGUCUGCUAUUUUUCACUUACUUUAAUUGUGCUUAGAAUUUCAAGGCACAAAAGCGUCUUCAGCAAACAGAAAAUACAUUUAAUACAGGAAAGUACAACCUGAAGAUCAAAAACGUAGAAAUUAUUUCUGCGUGGCAUGCUUCUACCAUUGAUCAAACAAGAAAAAAAUCUCACACGGUGUGCGGUUGGAGACAAGCUUUAGUCCUCACUCUAAAAUCAAGCAGCUUCUCUUAAUUUACCUUUUAAACAUUAUUAUACUAAGCAAAAGUGCAGAAGUUCAACUUUUGACAAUGUUUAUUGAGCAGAUGUUUCAUUAGAAAAAGCAAUUUGGAUAAAAUGCAUGACUGAAGAGGCAAAUGUCAAAAACUAUUGUCUUCUUUGUUUUCCCUUUCUAUUCUUAGGGCGGGGUAUACCUAAUUAUCCCUGCCAGUGAAAGCUCUGUGGAAGGGCUUCGAUCUGUGCAAGGAGUCUUCCCUGCUUUCUUCCCUUAUGCCUCCCACCCCCAAAAUUGGCUUAGGGGGUGUCAGGAGAACCCCCCACAACAGCGUGGAGGAGGCGGCAAGGCAGGGUGUUGUUCUGUCUGGCAAGCAGAUAUACCGUACUUGCACAGAUGGAAUGUUCGCAAUAGCACAGUGUUGAAUCCCACUCUUUGGUUCUUGUCCUAAUUUUUAUUAAUUUAAUUAAAUUUAAGAUCAUACGAUAUUUACAGAAGACAAAGACUGACAGCAAAAGGAAAUUGCUGCAGAAGAGUCCUGGAGAGAUAAGCAUUAGGUCUUAAUGGGCAAAAAUUGUUUUGAUAGUCAGGAGUAGAUAAUACAACCAAAUGUGGGGAUUAUUGAUAAGAAAGCCAAGAACAACCAGAGUGAGUCAGAUUAGACUUUGUAAGUUUAUCAAUGUCCAACUUGCCUGAGUAAGUAAAAACACUGUAAUGGCCCAAUCCUAUGAACACAUUGGUAAAGAGGAUGCCACAUAAAGGCAGCUUCUUUUUCAUAACAUGAUAAAUAGUGGGGUUGCACCAGCAGCUGGAACAGGGCUCCUUGUUACUUUUUCCUUAUCCAUGCUAUUUCAUUACCAAGCACAAUUUAAAAAGUUAAAAACUAUCAGAUAGUUGAUCAGGAGCAGGAUCCUAAAAAUGGAGGAAGAUGAGGUCCUACCACCUGGAGAUACAAAACAUGCCUAAUUUCUUUUUAUUUCUGGUUUACACCUUCUGAGGACCAGUGUGUUUUUGCCUAAGGCUGGAGACAGUUUGAGGGAACAGCUGAAUUGUAUAUCUUCAAAAGUGGGGGAAUCGACCACUAAAUAUUUAUUUGUCCCAGCAAUCCUGGCUGCAACUUUAAAACUGCAUUGCACAUAAUAGACCUUAAUCUAAGUAAGUCUCUUAUCUCCUCCAACACACCAUCUUAAAACUGUAACAAAAUGCAGACUGUGGCUUCAAUUUCAAACGAGUUUUGUUUCUCCUAGCCCCUUGUUUCGUUGAACUUCUAGACUACUGAAGAACCCUGGAGAACUCAAAGGUUUGCUCUCACUGGCUUUCUUCAGUCAUAAUAGCUUCUGUGUUGUUCUAAAUUGGAGCUGCAUUUCCUGAUGAUCACACAUAUUCCUGACCAAUGGAACCCUGGAGCAUGCUCUACAGACACCUAUGCUAUACAUGCAGAUCCCAUUGCAUGGGAGCAAUUCUGCAGAGCAACAUGGGGCUUGUAAUGACUCAAGAGGGCUUAUUUCGAGAAAUGUUGGUUAUUCAACAGUCAGUCUGGGAGCACUUAGAAAAGGAUGCUGUGAUUACUAAGACCCAUCAUGGGUUUCUCAAAAAUAAGUCAUACCAGAUAGGUCUCAUUUCUUUUUUUGAUGGAGUUACAAGCUUGGUGGAUCAGGGGAAUGCUGUGGACAUGGUCUAUCUUGAUUUCAGUCAAGCUUUUGACAAAGUCCCCCAUGAUAUUCUUGUGGGUUGAACGAGGUAACUGUUAGGUGCAUUUGUAGCUAGUUGACUGUUAUUUACUAACCUUGGAUCCUAGAACAACAGGCAAGUAGGAUCCCAGAAUGCAACAACUGAUUGGCUUGCAAGAGAAAACCAAUCAGGCUCCAGGAAGAAGUUAAUCAGCCUAUUAGGCUUGUAGGAUCGUAGAAUGCAACAACUGAUUGGCCUGCAGGAAAAGACCAAUCAAGCUCCAGGAGGGAAGCAGAAUCAGCCAAUCAGACGGGACUCAUCGUGUAAAUAAUGUAUAUAAAAGCCUGAGGUUUGGGGGGCAAUUCAAUCACUGUUUUACAAGCUGCAAUAAAGAGAAUGAAAUCACUACAGGACUCCCGAGUAUAUUUCAUUGACUGACCAAAUCAAAAGAGUAAUCUGGGCCCAUUGUUGUUCAACAUCUGUAUAAACACCUUGGAUGAAGGAAUUGAGGGAAAGCUCAUCCAAUUUGCAGAUGACACCAAACUGGGAGGGGGAGCUAAUGCCUCAGAACACAGAAUCAGGAUUUGGACCUUAACAGAUUGGAGAGCUGGGCCCAAACUAACAAAAUGGAUUUCAAUUGGGACAAAUGUAAGGUUCUUCAUUUAGACAGGAAGAACCAGCUCCACAAAUAUGAUGGGGGACACUGGCCUACUAGCAGUACAUGUGAAAAGGAUGUAGGGGUCUUAUUAAACCACAACCUUUAACAUGAGUCAUCAGUGUGAUGCAGAAGCAAAAAAGAACUAAUGCUAUUCUAGGCUGCAUCAACAGAAGUAUAGUGUCCCAAUCAAGAGAAGUAAUAGUCCUCUAUUCUGCCUUGGUCAGAUCACACCUGGAGUACUGUGUCCAAUUCUGGGCACCACAAUGGAAGAAAAAUGUUGAAAAGCUGGAAUGUGUGCACAGGAGGGCAACCAAAAUGAGCAAGAAGUGGAAAAAAGCCGUACAAGGGAUGGUUGAAGGAGCUGGAUAUGUUUAGCCUGGAAAAGAGGCGACUAAGAAGAGAUAUGACAGCCAUCCUCAAGUAUCUCAAGGGCUGUCAUAUGGAAGAUGGAGGAAGCUUGUUUUCUCCUGUUCUGGAUGGUGAGACUCAACCCAAUGGCUUCAAGUUACAAGAAAGAAGAUUAUGAUUAAACAUCAGGAAGAACUUUCUGAUAGUAAGAGCUGUUUGACAUUGGAACGGUUUCCCUUAGGAGGCUGUGGACUCUCCUUAAUUGGAGGGUUUUAAGCAGAGGCUGGAUGGCGAUCUGUCACAGAUGCUUUAGCUGAGAUUCCUGCAUGGGGAUUGGACUAGACCCUUUGGGUCCCUUCCAACUCUACAAUUCUAGGAUUCUAAAGUUAUUGCCUGACUGUGGAUUUCAGAAAAUGGAUACACACCUUCACUAAUGAUCUGCUUCCCUUCCUCUUUUUACAUUUCAGAGUGAAAAACAAGAAGAGUGUUCAAAGUUACUCUUCCAGCUAAAGAAUUCUACCAAAAUUGUGUUUUCAUAAAUACGCCAAAGAGAACGUUCAGGGAAUUGAAAGAAUGGACUACCUGUAACAUGAAAUGCUACCAAGGAGGUUUUCAGACUGCAUCUUCUGUUGCCAGAUUAAGCCAUAGCUGCUACAAAAACAAUUGAUCAAAAGCUUAACAUUACAAAAUGUAUUAAAGGUAAUGAUUUAUGUUUUAAUUUGUUCGGCAACUUUACAAAGGGUAGAAAAACACAAAAAAAUAGCAAUUGGGAAACGCAGCAUUAUUAAAGCUAUAAAUCCAGCCAGCGGAAGAGAAGUGGGCUCUUUUUCGCAAGUGUAAAGAAAGAGGAAUGAAGGAGGUACCCUUUUCCCAUUAGCUCAGUAUAUGAUGCUUUAAAUUUUACUUGCUUUGAGCUUAGUUGCCGCACAGUUCCCUCUGCUUUGCUUCUUUUUCUUGAAGUUGUUGAAAUGCUAAAAAAGGAGAAACAAAUGGAUGGCCGCUGGUGCACCCCGGAGGCUAGAAGGAGCAACCAAAGACCCAAUUAAGGAAAAAAGGCACAAGCAUUUUACUCACAUAACUGAAUGCCACUAGCUUCAAGUGGACUUUAGGAUUCUAAGAAAAAGCGAUACCCCUUACUGUUUAAUGCUUUAACCACAGCAUCAUCUCCCACUUUACAUAGAUCUCAAGGGGCCAAAGAACUUCCAGGGCAUCCCAAAUUCAAUUGAGGCAGUUUUCUUAUUGCAAUUAAGACACCAUUGUUACUCAUUUAUUGGCAGACACAUUAGUCUUUGUUAAAUGUCGAAAGCAAAGGCAGCACUAUCAAUACAUCUUUGGCUAAUAAAAAUCAGGCAAAUGUAAUGAGACAGUAGGAGGAUUUGUUCAAAUUUUCAAAUGGUAAAGUGUGUGUUAAUAUGUGAAUGCUUCCUGCAAUAAGAUCAUCACUAUUUAUACUUUCUAGAGCACCUACAAAGACCAGGCGCUUUGCAUAAAAGAGGCAUAAGACAGUAUGCCCUCACACUUAGAAUCUGAAGCAAGACACACAAGGCAAGACUUGCAAUGAGGUGAGAGAGAAAAAGAGUAUGUUCAGGGCAACAGCAUUUUUAAAAAUGCCAAAAUGAAGAAGCAAUUUUUAAAAAAAUAAAUAAAUCAAGUGUCUAAAUGCACCAGUGGAUGAAGCCAGAGAAAUGUCAAAAGACACAGAAUCCCAGUGGUCAGGAGAAGGAGCAUCGUUAAAGAACAUGGUAUGUAAUUUGGUUUAGCAAAAUUGGGUUGGAAUAAUCUAUGGUUACAUUUGAACCAGUUUCUGCUGUGGAUACCCACACACUCACACUUAGCCAGUAAGUGGUAAGUGUGGGGUGAUGAUGCUCAGUUGCAUACCUGCUGCUUUCAGGGACAUAGAGGAGGUGGGCCGAGGUUGAUGGUGCAAGCACACUAGUGGAGCCCAUUCAGUGCACCAACCAGUGUGUUUGCACCUUGCCACCACCCUGCCACUCCCCCUUCCCUUAAGCAGCAGUGAGGCAACCGACCAGAGGUUGAGUGAGUGUCACCACCCACCACAUUGUCUGCUACUGGGCUUAGCUUAGCGUUACGUGUGAACUAGGCCCCUCCGUCUUGCUCUCCCUCACCAAUGACUCUGCCUGAGAAAGUUUUGGCUCUUCAUUGGUUUCACUUUAAACUAACCAGUAGGAAAUGGCAGGGACUUCAGAAGGAAGGGUGGAGGAGGGGAAUUCCUUUAAUCUUGUCUGGAAAGGAAGACGUGAGUGAGAAUUGGAAAAAUUAGGAGAUGGUUCAGCAUCUCCCUGCCCCCCCCAAGUUAAAGAAUUACAGUGGAACUUUGGUUUAAGAACAGCUUAGUUUAUGAACAACUUGGAUUAAGAACACUGCAAACCCAGAAGUAGGUGUUUUGGUUUGUGAACUUUGCCUUGGAAUAAGAACAUGUUUCACUUCCUGUUGAAUGUGUUCCAUUUGUAAAUUGAGUCCCCCGCUGCUAUGGGAAAGCACACCUUGGUUUAAGAACGCUUUGGUUUAAAAAUGGACUUCCGGAAUGGAUUAAGUUCGUAAACCAAGGUACCACUGUACAAGCAAGUUGAAGCUCUGUCUGAGGCCCACACCAAAGUCAGCACUGCAAGGACAGGUUGGAGGUACAAUGGAUGUUGUUGCUAUGAUACUUUCCGUACCAGUUUUGCAACCUUUUGAUUUGAAUUGGUCUGUUCUAGUGGUUUGAUGGUUUGAAAAGCAAUUUUUGAACAGUUUAGGAAUAUUUCAAUUAGCUAACUAGCAUCUUAAGUCCCUACUUGACCACUACAUGGCUUGUCACUGGAUGAGGUACCAUAUAAGCCACUAUAGCUAAACUCUCCCAAAAGAAUGGGGUGGUUGUGUAUGGAAUUUCUAUUAAGAAGGUAUCUUAAUGAUAUCUGAAAACCUGAAUUCUUUUAUUAAAACCCACACCCAACCCACACCCACACAUUUUGACAUAGUUUCUGGCAGCCUUCUUUUUGGUUCCACCUCCGAAUAUCCGUGCAUAUCAUUCACAUUGCUUCACAAACCUUAAAUAGCUCCCCUAAUCACACUUUAAUUAAACUCCCAACGUGCACCUUCUGCUUCUAGUCUCGCAGUGUACCACUUUUCUUUCUGAUUGUCAAGAUUACACACCUCUCUUCCUUACCCUUGUCUCAUUUAAAAACAAUCUCUCCUCCCCUAACCCUCCUUUCUCUGCGCACUUUUCACUCACAGGAUGAGGGAGCAGAGAAAAAUGAAUUAAUGAAAUGUCAUAGUUCUACUCAUGUGUGUUGCUGGUGCGUAGAUUCAAAACCCCUAUCUGUAAUAUUUCUAGGGCUCAGAGAACAAAAAUGCCGUCAUAAUCGCAUCCAUUUGGCAAGAAAUGGCAGCUGGCCCAUACUCAAAACGGAAGGUGACAAAUGAACCCCAAUGCAGAAGGCCGCUUGUGUUGACGUGGAACAUGGACAUAAUGGAUUACAUAGAAGAGGGGAAAUGCCAGUGGUGUUGUUUAUUUUAGCAGCUAUAUAUUAAUUUGUCCUUUUGGUAACACCUGUGCAGGUUGAGGAUAAGGGAAGAGAUCUGGAUGAGCAAUGGAACAUGAAAGCAAGAUUCACACACCCCAGUCCAGCCCCACACAGACAGGCAUGCUGAGGCCUGAGAUGGACACAGAACUCCAGCACACACUAUGGCUCCACCCACCCCACACUGAUUUCUCCCCACUGAUUUCAAUAUAGGGAUGGGUACCAUAGGCAUACUCUUGUUGCAUCUGCUGAAUCAAUGUGAGUGUGUGGGUGUUAUUGCAUCUUAUGGUACAGCCUCCACCCCACUUACACAGGGGUUACAUAAGUGAAAUCACAUAAAGUGAGGAGCACCCUCUAAAACCCUGUCUGCUGCUCUUUUUUCAACCCAUAC